Molecule: messenger RNA, 2528 nt
Organism: Stylophora pistillata
Lineage: Eukaryota; Metazoa; Cnidaria; Anthozoa; Scleractinia; Pocilloporidae
Product: ras-related and estrogen-regulated growth inhibitor
Molecular function (GO): GTPase activity; GTP binding
Source: RefSeq, a predicted model, not a curated record
UAAGAGAGGAAUGUGAAAGGUUGCUUUUCGCCAAAACAAGUAUCGAUAGUAACUUUCAGAUCGUUUGCGGACAUGCAAGAGAAUCACAGAUGAAUUCCCUGGUACCGGCUGAGGCAAGAUUCUUGACUUUAGGAAGCAAAGCAGUCGGCAAAUCAGCUUUAACAGUUCGUUUUCUGACGAAGAGAUUCAUUGGCGAAUAUCAGUCACUUAUGCAACUAACCUACAGUCAUAAAAUCAAGCUGGGCGAUGAAGUUCUGACAUUUGAGCUUCGUGAUGCCAUAGAAAAGAGCGAUACAUCUCAAGUUGAUAAAGACAUCAAAUGGGCGGACGCUUUUCUCGUGGUGUAUUCUAUCACAGACAAAAACAGCUUUAACAAUGCCAUACAACUGGUUGAAGCAAUCUACGACGGCAAAGGUACAGACGAAUUGCAUGUCGCUCUGGUGGGAAACAAGAUAGAUCUAGAGCAUUUUAGAAAAGUAACCACAAAGGAGGGCCAAUCGGCUGCCGAACAGCUCGGAUGUAUGUUCUUCGAAGUUUCCGCUGCAGAAAAUUACGAUAAUGUUCAGGAGGCAUUGAACGUUGUCUUCCGAAGGGUGGCUCUUCACAAGAAAUAUUUGCGACAGGAGAAGGAAAAGCGCAAAAACACCAAUCCACAAAUAGAGAAGAAGAAACAGAAAUUUGGAAAUUCUCUUUUCAAUUGGAAAAACGAGAAAAAGAGAAGUCCAAGACGAGCAGACACACUUUGAUAUUAAACUUCAACGAAGUUCUGUUGACUGAACUGAUUUUAGAUGACUUGGAAUUUCCUCAAGAAAACCACCGUCUUUCACCCUCACAAAACAGCAGUAAAACAUCGUCUACAUUGUCAAUUGAAAGUCUAGGUCUAUCUGAAUCGGUCAACUAGUUGUCCUUCCAUCCAAAAUACUUCAGUACAUGAGCUUGGGGUAGAAGAGUACUCAAAACCAAAUCAGCGUUUGGAAAAUGGCGUUUUAAGUGAGAUAUCAAACUUGUCAAGGAAUAGCUUGAUAAGACUUUUCGUGCCUUCAACUUCCCUCGGCCGAGAUACACAAGUUCCCUACGAGAUUUAACCAGGUAUAAUGAUGCCCCAAAAGAAACUUAAGGAUUCUCUCGGAAUUACCGUGACGUUGUCUAAACGCAAUGAUCUACAAAAGGGUAGUCAGUUGUGAUCGAUUGUUUAUUUUCCUGUUCACUAUUUUAUGAAACGAAGUUUACUAGGAAAAAAAAAAGUCAUCAAACCGCACUGAUCAGGCUUCUAUACCACUAUCAAGGCCGAAAUUCACGUUCUGAUAGCUAUUUUGUCAAAAAUCCCAGCAAACCACAUGAAGGGCUUUGAAAAGCGGAGAAUUUUGUUAUUGGAGAGCCUGUUAAAUCCGCUACUCCCAUAAAACAAACCUGUUGACCUUAGUACAGUGUUAUGCUCUUACUACUGAUUUCAUACGCCGCAUGUAUACGUGACAUUAAGAAAAAGUUAACUGGAUAAAAAAAUAAUAGUCCAUCAAUAGCAAAAGGGAAACGUUGGGAACUAGCGUCGUAACAGCCUAAGAUCACCUCACGUCAUUCAGAUUUCCUGAGCGGUGUGGGAGUCAAGGUAUUAUGCCGCGCUCAGUAUAGAAAAUAGUUUGAACAUUAAGCAAAGAACUAAGUGCAUUUAGAAAUUCCAAUGAAGCCUGUUUAAGCCAAUUUGUCGCAACUAAAAUUAGUUGACAUCUGCCAUGAACUAAAUGGCUAUAAAAAGCUGGUGAUAUUUAUAGAAAAAUAACUGCAAUUUUUCCACGUAUGUCGUCAAUAGAUCCACUAAUUGCUUAGAAUGUGCACUGCACGGUGGGCAUAGUUCUCUAUUGCACGCCGAGUGAAGACAUUAAAGAUCCUCAGUUCCCCUACAUGGACGAGCUUCAAACUGGUAACAGAUCACUUACUCCGCAUUAAUAAAAGUUAUUGAAAAUAUAUCCUUAACGCCACCACAACAGGUUGGGACCUAACGGUAGUGAAUGCUUCAAUCAUUUGUCUUUAUGACACAUACGCUCUCUUCCGUUCCUACGUUCAUCUUUGACUAAAUUGCAGUGUUUAACCAACCAGUCCUUCACCCCUCCCUCCCUCCGCCAUCCCCGCUUCGCUGCGCGUUUAAGGCAUUGUACCUUCCUAACCCCACUGCUUGAGUUUUAACGUUUAAUAUAAAUAACGAGCUAUACAGUGUGUUUUCUUUGUUUAUUAAUCACUGAAAAUAUAGUUACUAAAAUAAUACAAAAAUAUAACGUUAGGAUAACACAUUUAAGUGUUUGAGCUAACAGAUUGUAACUUAGGCAAAUUGACAAGGAAAGUGUUCCAAACAGUACAUCUAGCGAGAGAAAAUACUGGGCGAGGUAAGCUUGUGAUUCCACUCGCAUACGCCUUUCCAACAUAAACGCUGUUUUCCGUUAGACACGAUUGCACCGGUUGUUAAUUCUGUUCUAAACCACGGUUACUUUCGAUAGAAACCUCGUCAAAGAAUAAAAAAAUCCUCAUAAAAUUUA